AUGGGAAAACUCCUAAAAGAACAACUCAUCAAGUGCGGACUGUGUUUCCUCCUCGGGUUUUACAUAAAAGAAAUAGCAGAAUGGGGAAACGGGAAGAAAAAAAAAAAAGUGAGCGAAAUCGUAAAGUGGAUACAUUCCAAGGUAGUAGCAGCCAUAUGUCCCUGCAUGUUGUCAUCACAUGAAUACGUAAAAGUACAGAAGAUGGAAGAAGACUUUUUUUAUAAAAACUUCGAUAAAGGAAUAAUCGACAAAUAUGCCAAGUACAUAAAUAUACAAGACAUUCCAUGUGAUUCGCUCGAGAAGAUUUUCAAGACGAAGGUUUUAAUUAUUGGCUUGGGAGGACUAGGCUCCCCAGUCUGUCUUUACUUAACCAAAUUUGGGUUUGCAGAAAUAGGACUAAUGGAUGGAGAUACGGUAGAGGUAUCAAAUUUACAGAGGCAAAUAAUACAUGCAGAAAAACAUACCGGAAUGAAUAAAACCCUCUCAGCCAAAAUGACUGUAAAAAACAUGGGAAACGACAAUGCCAAUAUAAAAUGUUACCCAUUUCAUUUAGACAAAACAAAUGGAUUGCAGAUUCUCAAGCAUUACGACAUUGUUGUUGAUUGCACAGAUAAUAUUGCGACCCGAUUUUUAAUUAAUGACUUGUGUGUGCUCUACAAAAAGAAAUUAAUUUUCGGAAGUGCACUAGGGCUAUAUGGACAAUUAAACGUUUUUAAUAUGACUAAAGAAACUUCCAACUGUUAUAGGUGCCUUCAAAAUUUUAAUAACCACACAGAACAAAAUGACUGUGAUGAAAAUGGAAUCCUCUCCACGGUAACUGGAAUUAUUGGCAUUUUACAGGCCAAUGAAGUGAUCAAAUUGUCCGCUAAUUUGGAUCAGGAAAGUUUGCAAAAGUUUUUAACGUACAAUAGUCUAUCCAGUAGGAGACCAUUUGAAACAUUGAACAUGAAUAGAAAAAAUAACAAUUGUAUUUGCGCCUGGGGAGACUCUGAAAAAUUGCGCCACUUCAUCGAGCGAAACGACUACCAAGGUGGGGGGGGCAACGCGUCUGACCUGGCCUGCGUCAGCGGCAAAGUCAUGUCCGCCUACCAAUACGACAUAGCAGUCUUCCCCUUUCUCCAAGUCCUGAAGAAGAAUUUCUCAUUUUUCCCCUUCCCAGUAGACCAUUUAUGCAUUUUGGAUGUACGCAAAUACAACAACGCUAAUGUGUACGGCUUAAAGGAUUCUAUCAAGUGGAGCUUCUACGAUAUUAUGGAAUGUAUAAAUAAUUAUUCCAGCAGCUCCAACGAUCUCACUAAGCUAAUAUUGGACAAACUGCAAUUAUCCAAACGUACUGGAAAUGUUGUUAUCAUUGUUAUAUGCAGACGAGGCAUUGAUUCUUUGAAGGUUGCCAAAUAUUUUAAUAAUUUUUUUUUCGUUGAUUCGACAGAGGGGAGCAAAACAUCUCCUCAUCAUCAUUCUUCUCCUGAAAAUACCCUCAGCAUUUCCCCAACGCAGAAAACUGCUGACAAAUCGGAAUUUCAGGACAAGCAGAUAUUUACCUACAAUAUGAAGGGCGGGUACCUAGAGCUUCAGAAAAAGGUGUUUAAAAAUUUGCCAUUUUUGUAA
Messenger RNA from Plasmodium fragile, 1608 nucleotides. RefSeq lists its product as uncharacterized. Gene Ontology annotation, cellular component: cytoplasm. Bases 1 to 1608 code for a protein of 535 amino acids. Lineage: Eukaryota; Apicomplexa; Aconoidasida; Haemosporida; Plasmodiidae. The record is from RefSeq and is a predicted model, not a curated record. The transcript has a single exon. Gene Ontology annotation, molecular function: nucleotidyltransferase activity; thiosulfate-cyanide sulfurtransferase activity; URM1 activating enzyme activity.